Phytophthora sojae is the source of this 1818-nucleotide messenger RNA. RefSeq lists its product as hypothetical. Bases 1 to 1818 code for a protein of 605 amino acids. The record is from RefSeq and is a predicted model, not a curated record. Lineage: Eukaryota; Oomycota; Peronosporomycetes; Peronosporales; Peronosporaceae. The transcript has 2 exons.
AUGCUUCGUCUCCCUUCGUCUAAGCAGGCAGCUAUAGCUCCAACUUCAGGUGCCACCGCUACGGAUAUGUUCGCUGCAAAACCCGCCAGAAAGUCGCUUUCCCCAAGCAGAGAUGCCGUGACGCUGGAGCUUCGCCCUGGCAUGUUUCGCCUCGCGUGGGUUCUCGUCGUAGCUGCGCACAUGCUCUGUGGGAUGUACCUCCUCAUCUUUGCAGCCACUUACUACUACCUGACGGACCCGAUCAUGGGCUACUACGUCCAUCUAUGGGCCCCCACAACCGGAAACCAGAACUACGGAUUGUACGCCUUGGUGUUCGCCUGCAUUUACUUGCUCCACUUGAGUCGGAUGCCCAAGCUCGUCUACCGCUCCAUCCGAGAGUGCCAACUCGUCUUCAAGCGCAGGAAAAGGCUCACGAUGGUCCACGUCAAAGUUACGGGGUCGAAACGAUUGAUCACUAGGCGUGCUACUGGGCUAUUUAGCCCUAUCAAGCGGACGUGGAGAGCUCUAUUCUCUCGAGAAGGACUCUUUGGCGUCGAGAACCAGCAUUUCCUCACCGUUUACGUCUUCCGCGAGUUCCUCGAGCUGUCAAGCCAGACGUACCAAGCGUACCAGUACAGUCGCUUCCUGCCGCGAGUGUGGCUCAACACUCUCUUGGUGGCGAUGCUGCUGAUCAACUGCUGGUCCACACUCGCAGUGCAGCACUUUCUGGGCUCGAAGCCCGCUCUGGAGCGCGUUGUGGCAAUAUCAGCGGACGCAGCGAUCUCCAUCGCCAUGUGCGUCAUCGUGCCUUGUAUGCUGGUGGCUCCGUACGCCAACGCCAUGGACACCAUGUUUAUCACGAGUGUGAAGGCUAACAGAGUGGUGAAAGUGGUGAUUGGUCUGUGGGGGACGGUCAUUAUGGUGUUCCACCUCCGCGCUGUCAUUCAGUCGCACCUGACCUUCAUCGAGGGCUGUCGCGCCUUCACCCGCCCGUGGUUCACUGGUCGUUCUUCCUGCGUGAGCCUCGUUAUCAACUGCCACGCUCGAGGCAUCGAGUCACCGGACGACGGAUUCCUCCAUGCCAUUGAUGAGACCGCGCUAGCCACGCUCACAUUUACGCACUGUCCCGGUCUGAACAUCCCCCCAGCGAUCCAGAGGUUCAGCAACCUCAUGGUCUUCCACAUCUACAACUCGACCAUCACCGAGUGGAGUGGAGACGCGAACUCCAUCUCGGCCACCGCCCACCCUCGCCUAUUCGUCACUGCAGUCGCCCGACCGCACUUCCCAUUGGGGUUCCCAGCGGGACUGUUGCAGCCGCUUCCGGACUCGCUACUCAGCAUCCAGUUCUGCGUCACGGACGUCACUUCACUGCCGGACGACCUCCCAGCUCGCUGGCAUCCCAUGGCUGUUGUAGCCUUCGAGUACGGAGAACUCACUGAGAUCCCAGCGUCGCUACUGUCGCUGCAAGUGUUCACUCUGUCGCUGAAAGGCAACAGGAUCGAGACCAUCCCGCAACUUAUGGAGAUGGCUCCAGACUUGGAGGUCCCCGAGCUGUCGCUGACUGAAAACCCGCUGAAGGAGCUGCCCGAUAAGUUGGGAGCCCCCACGACGUUCAUCGACCGGUUGGACCUGCAGGGAACCAACUUGACCACGCUGCCGGCCUGGACGCAGACGCAGGUGCGCAAAACCAACUACAUGCGCGGAACUCCGUACUGCGCCACGGUGGCGACGGAGCUCCUGCCUGCCAAUGUGCAGUGCGGACCCCGAUCUGUAUUAGACCUGAACUUGGACUUUCCCCUCGGGUUUAUUGAUGAAAUCUACGCCAUCGACCGGAAGUAA